Messenger RNA from Plasmodium coatneyi, 675 nucleotides. RefSeq lists its product as uncharacterized. The transcript is spliced from 7 exons. NCBI's taxonomy places the organism in Eukaryota, Apicomplexa, Aconoidasida, Haemosporida, Plasmodiidae. The record is from RefSeq and is a predicted model, not a curated record. Bases 1 to 675 code for a protein of 224 amino acids.
AUGAGUUAUUAUCGCUUUUUUGUUGGGGUGUUUCUUUUCUCUUUUUUAUUUUUUAAAGUGCAUAGUUGUCUUUAUGUAACAGAUGGCAGUUCUAUCAUUUUAGAAAACGUUGGAACGUCAUACAAACUCUUUUCCACGGAUAUGAAAUGGGGAACUGGGUCAGGAAACCAACUAGUGACCACAGUAACGACUAACAAGAACGAGGAAAACCUCCUGUGGACAGUUAACAUUUAUGAUGACGCGAAGAGCUUCACGGGAAACAAAAUAAACUGUGACGAAAUCAUCACGCUGAAGCAUGUCAAGUCGAACGGAUACUUGAUGGGCUCAUCCCACGAGUCCAUACUUUCUAACAAUUAUGAACUAAGUGUUCAUCAGAGCAAAGAGUUGGCGAAAUUUCAAGUCAUUUGUGAAAACAAAAAAAGCAAUCCCUACUGGUCAGUGGGCGAAAAUAUUUACCUAAAGAGCGUGGAUCACGGUGGAUAUGUCUCCACUAGCAAGAGCUAUGAAUUUAAUCAGUACAAUUGCCACAACUGCCCAAUUUUGUACCACCUGGAGGCAUGCAUUAUGAGGUACACUUACCCCCGCAGUGAGCAGAAGUGGAAGGCCAAAUCGGGCGUCAUCAUAAGCCAAUUUAACGACGAGCGCGGAGACAAAUUUAAUGUUGAUGAACUGUGA